AAUGAUCUGCUGAACUCAAUUCUCACCCUGCACACGAGCGUCAAGGUUAAUCGCGUGUCAACAUGGCUGCGUGCAGGAUCUUUAGCACGGGCAUGGGAUUCUUGCAGUCAUCAUUGCCGUUUUGUAGACAGGCCUACAGAAGUUCGUUGGGAAUAGUGGAGCAGUUCAGAGGUUAUUAUGUUGACUGGAGGAUGUUACGGGAUGUGAAAAGGAGACAAAUGGCAUUCGAGUAUGCAGAUACAAGACUGCGUAUUAAUGCCAUUAGAAAAAAUACUAUUUUGCCAAAGGAGUUGCAGGAGAUCGCUGAUAAAGAAAUAGCUGCACUGCCCCGAGACAGUUGUCCUGUGCGCAUUCGCAACCGGUGUGUGAUGACAUCACGUCCACGUGGAGUUAAACGCAGGUGGCGUCUUAGCCGAAUUGUUUUUCGGCAUUUAGCAGACCACAACCAGAUGUCUGGGAUACAGCGAUCAAUGUGGUAAUCACCAUAAUGACCCACUGGUUGUAUAAUGGACUUUACACCCUCAGAAUAAACUGGACCUAGUUAUACCUUUUAAAAACAAUACAUUGUAAUGCAGAGUAUUGAAUUUAACAUCAAAACCAACAAACACCUUGUCACUUUUUAUUAACUAGAUAAAUUCUGCUUUUUGUAUUCAUAUGGUUUGUUUAAUGUGUUAUAACAUGGAGCAUACAAUAAAUUAUUAUGUUGAUGCAA
Molecule: messenger RNA, 712 nt
Organism: Misgurnus anguillicaudatus (oriental weatherfish)
Lineage: Eukaryota; Metazoa; Chordata; Actinopteri; Cypriniformes; Cobitidae
Source: RefSeq, a predicted model, not a curated record